Messenger RNA from Acanthopagrus latus (yellowfin seabream), 4503 nucleotides. It is a transcript of the gene dipk1c, whose product is annotated as divergent protein kinase domain 1C. Bases 1021 to 2430 code for a protein of 469 amino acids. Lineage: Eukaryota; Metazoa; Chordata; Actinopteri; Spariformes; Sparidae. The transcript has 9 exons. The record is from RefSeq and is a predicted model, not a curated record.
GUCUGCUGAAUCAUCUUCACAGGCUGCGAGGAGUUAACUGGAACUCUCAGCUGCUCUCCACAUCUCAGAGACGCUCGGCGGCUCGACCCGCUGCAGCCGGCGGACGCUCGCCUGGAGGAUCCGUGUUCAGGAGGAUCUGACAUCCAGGACGUCUCUUCAGACAUCAGCAGCUCGUCUCCUGACUGCAGCACAGCGAGCGUCCAUAUUCUGACAUCAAGGAAACUUUCUGCAUCUCUUUUUUUGCUCGUUAAGGAAGUCGCUGUGCAGCCGGCGCCGCAGAGCGCCCGCUCUGAUGGAUGUUUUAGGUUUGGGAUGUUUCCAUCUUUCUUUUCCCAGCAUCGAGACGUUUUGAGGUUUGUUGUCUGUAAAUGGUUUCGUCUGAGCUCGACGGCGUGACGGCCGCACAAACUGCAGACGCCACGAGGAGGUGAGGCGAGGACGCCGAGGUCGAGCGCGUGGAGCCGGAUGCCUGCUGGUGUUUCUGUGUGUGUGUGUGCUGCCGGUCGUUGUCCAGAUGCCACACCGCGCCGCAGACACUCACAUCACAGAGCGCCACGGCGACUCGGCUGAGUUAUUUCCUGUUGCUCAACAUUUGUUGCAAGUGAAAUAAAUGAAGCAGUCGGACAUGAAAAGAUGAAAUCUCAGCGCGGACAAACAACUUCUACAAAUGUUUCUGGUGGAAACGCCGGCGAGUCAAGCUGGAGGUCGGCCAGUCGCCUCGGUGUGGAACGUGUUGCUGUGAUUGGAUGAUUACAGAGCGCUCUCUUCUUCUGCUCGACUAUUUUUGUUGUUGUUUUCAGUUUUUUGCGGGACACAGCCGGCAGCCGUCACUUCCUUCAGACCAGGAGCGAGAAGGGAAUCAUCUGGUUCUUUAACACAAAUUUAAACCUUCACGUAGGAAUCAGAACAUUUUAAUCACAGAUUGAUUUAAUGUGACAUUUUGAAUAAUUCCUCUCAGGAUCUGCAGCUUCUGUCUUCAUCAAACUGUUCUGAAGUUGUUCCCGGGCCUCCGUCACCACCAUGCUGCCCGGAGGCCUGGUGUCGGGCGGAGGGGGGCGCGGCGGCGGGCUCUGCCUGCUCCGGUGGCUCGGCCUCAGGCUGUGGUCCCGUCGGGGGACCCUGGUGUUCGCUCUGCUCUGGUUCGGCUCCUGGUUGUUCCUGAACGGUCUGGUUCUGGUCCACCGGAGCAUCCUGUCCGACUACUGCACCGACGACAAGAGCAAGAGGAUCCUGCAGAGACUGUGUCUGGAGUUCGGCGAGGGCUCGGUGACGGGGGACAUGUGCGAGGAUCUGUGUGUGCUCGGCCUGGUCGAGUACAAGCGCUGCCUCUACUACGAGAAUGGGAAGAAGGUGAUCGAGGCGCGCUGGAGAGGAAACCCCGUCAUCCUUAAGUCCAAACUGGAGAAUUUCUCCUCCUACGAACCGCUGGGUAUACUGGACUACCAGGACACAGCAGAGGAGCUCUCGCCUCUCGAUGUGGUUUUCUACGCCACUCUGGAAGUGAGAAACUCUCUGGGGCUGGCUGAGGACGACGAGGAUGAAGACGGAGGAGGAACUAACAGCUCUCUGGCCAGACUUUGGGGGAAGAAGCUAAAGAACAGAGACAAGAGUUACUCCAGAGCCGAGCUGGCCUCCCUCUGGUCUCUGCUGCAGCAGGAGGAGUACACCUUUCUCAGAGUCCUGCAGGACCUCAGCACCCACGUAGCAAAGGUGUUGGGCUCCUGUGGUCACUUCUACGCUGUGGAGUACCUGUCUGCUGGACACGCCUGGGACCAGAACAUCUUCUCCCUGGAGGAGGUGGCUGGUUCUGGGCCACGAGGGAGGUGGACUACCCGGGAGAUGGUGCACCGCAUCGCGCUGAGUUUUCUGGACAUGGUGUGGCACUUUGACAACGACUUCACCCACAAACUUCACCUGUGUGACAUCAAACCAGAGAACUUUGCCAUCAGGAAGGACCUGACGGUGGUGGCCAUCGACGUGGACAUGGCGUUCUUCGAGCCCAAGAUGAGAGACAUCCUGGACCAGAACUGCAGCAGCGACGACGACUGUAACUUCUUCGACUGCUCGUCCAGGUGCAACCUGAACAAGCGCAGGUGCAGCCCCCGCCGCCGCAACAGCAACCUGCAGGUGAUCUGUGAGAAGAUCUUCAGGCCGUGGUUUUCUCCCACGCUGCUCGGAGCCAAAGCAGGACUCCCGCUGCAGGUGGAGCUGCAGCAGGCGGUGCAGGAGUGCUCGGAGACAGAAGGAGGUGUGGAGGACAGACAGGAGGACGGAGCCGGAGGAGGAGGAGGAGAGACGGCUCAGGACGGGGGCGUCCAUCAGCGUCUCCUCAACAUCCUGACUCGCCUAGUCAAGGAGGGAGGGGCUUCAGGGGAAGGGGGCGGGGCCUGGGAGGGGAAAGGCCACGUCCACACUGCUCUGAACUUCUGAGGAGACGUUCAGAGACUGUGGGACAUUUGAAACUUCAACACAUCAAAGAUUUCUCUUGUGAACUGUUGAAAUCCUGGAAUUCAAGGAUCCUCAUGGAGAAUUCAGACUUUUGUUUACAAGUUAGCUGAAUUAGUCGCUGCAGUUUGAGCCACAAGGAUGAAAACCAGAUAUGGCCGGAUAUGUACCACUUCUGAGACGUAGAUCUGGUCGAACAUGAACUAUAAAUACAUACCACAUACCUCUGUACGUGUCCUGUUGGUCUGUUUCUCCUCGUUUGGCCUCUUCAGGCUGUUCACACCUGGUAUUAACAUGAGCGACUCUCACUUCCUGCUUUAUAUGUAAAAAAUGAACAAGAAGGUCCAAAUAAUGCAGAAUGAGUCAGAGACAGAGUUUCACAGAGUUUAUAAAGUGUCUCCAACUCAACAACUCACUAAACUGACACAUUUGUUAAGGGAGUCUGGUGCUGCUGUGGUUGGAUCAGAUGAAACAGACUGUGUGUGUCGGAUCCAUUCUGCCUGUUGUUGUUGUUGUUGUUGUUGUUGCUUCUUCUUCUUCGUUGGUGUCCUGUCACUACAGCAGCCAGCCCUCUCUGACAGAUUACAUCUUUGUCUGCGACACAUUAAUGUUUAAUCUACAAACUCCAUGCGGUCAAACACGGCACCGACCGCCUGGAUGAGCAGUUUGUGUGAUGGGAUCAGGACGCGUUGUGUGUUCAGAGUUGUGUACUUGUGUUAGUCCCAGGUGUAAACAGACAACUCGCUCCACAUGAAGGGAAAUCUGACAGAGACGUUUCAGACGACAGUGUUGUUUCAGCUGUGAGUCAACAGUUUGUCUCAGAGCAGCUCUGUACACUAACAGGACGGUGCUGAAGAACUGGACCGCAGAACCCGACCUUUUCCCCCACAGUCCCCGCUGUUCAUCAUCUGGGGCGUUUCCAGAUUUCAUGUCAACGUGAUUCUGAAAAUGUCAUCACGGUGAAUCUGGAAACAUCCGGAUCAGGACCGGAGAGCUGAGCCGCGAGCUCAGCGAUGCGUUCAAUGUCUCCUCAUCAGAGGAGGUUAUUAUAGAUCCAGUACACGAGGAUCCGCUCUGCUUUAUCCACUUAGUCUCAGUGAGAUUUAUUACAGAAGCUGCAGACGAGCGUUUGUAACGAAGUCUCAUCACUAACGACGUCAGCCGGCAGGUUAGCGGACGACGGUCGGCUCUCGCUCAGCUUCUGGUUCAGUUUGGGUUUUUCAAACAGAUUCACUUUUAAUCAAAGCUGCUGUGAUUUAGCUGAGUCGGCUUCAUUGUGAUGUACAGUAGACGUGUAACGACGACGUUCAGUUGAAUAAUAAAGUGUGUGACGAUGUCCUGCUGCGUUUGUCAUCAAUACACAACUCAACAACCAGCUACGACCACAGCGGGCUGAACAGAGAGAUGUUCACUAAGUUCUAAAGAUGAUUUCUGUUUCUUGUUUCUGUCUCUCGGAUCAGAACGAGAGGCGAGUUCUGACUGCAGCCGUCCACAGUCCAGUUAUUCUGUGAGAAAUGUCCAGUAUGUGAUCAUCGCUUUGAUUUAUACGUAUCGUAAAGUUUCAAACUUAUAAACGCAGCAAAGUUUAAAUCUCCUCCAGCUGCUUCUCUAAACUCAGCAGCUGGUCGUUCCUGCUGGCGGCUGAUCGUCCUCCAACCAAACGCAUCAUUAGUGAGUUUAGAUAAAUCUAACGCCCCUCAUCCGUCUGCUGACAGCUGGGUGGAGGUGCACUGAACUAUUUUCUACAUCAUCGAGCCAGGAAGACAGAAAAGAGGUAAAAACCUCUGUGGUUUUCUUCCUCUGGGCAGAUCGAGUUUCAGCGUUCCUGCAGAAACCUGAGAGGAAGCAGAGAAGCAGCAGGAGGGUGGAGGAGGGAGACACAACAUGUCAGACACAACCUCCAUCCUCCUGGACCAACGAGUCACAACAGACACUCAAACUCCUGUUACAAAAUCCUGACACAUGUGGAUCACAGACUUCAACAUGAGGCUGAAGUUUAAUGACGCGAGGCCUCAAGACUGACGUGACUCAGAGCCGCGUCUGAUGUUCCUGUUAAAA